AUGAAUGCCACUCGCGUUCGACAUCUGGAGAAUGCACUCAAUCUUUUCGACAAGACGCGGAAGACCGAGGCGCCUGCUCUUCCGCUGGACCUCUUCUUACGGCGGUACUUCCAGGCGCACAAGUUCUUGGACGAGAAAGACCGUGCGUGGAUUGCAGACAAGACCUAUGAGAUGCAUAGGUGGCGAGGCCUAAUCGACCAUUUGACCCCACAACCGCACAAUUGGGUGCGGGAACGUUUUGUGCUGAGCUAUGUGUGCCUGCACGCUUUGAAGCAGCCUUUGGUGUUGCUGCAAGCCAGUCCCAUGACAAGACUGAUCCAGCUGAAGACAAGCUCAGGCGGCCUCAUGUCCAUCGCACGCGGGUAUUCACAUGUGGACAGUUGGAUCAUCGAGCCUCAAGUUCAAGCGGCGCUCCACGCCGAGCAUGAACAAAAGACGGGCUCAUUCAAAAUUCGCGGUGCCAUCCAUGCGAUCGGUUUGUCUUCUGCGGACUACAUCGUGACGCAAUCAAGUGGCAACCAUGCCCAGGCGAUAGCCCUGGGCAGCAAGAUUUUGGGGAAGAAGGCCAUCGUGGUCAUGCCAGAGGACUCCCCCAGCGUCAAAGUCAGCGCAGUGCGAGACACCUACGGCGCAGAGGUCAGGUUUUGCAGGCCCACGCAGGAGGCACGUGAGGCCAUGUCAGCUGAAAUUGUGGCUGACCUUCGUCUUCAGCAUGGUGCAGACAAGGCUGAAGAGAUUCACCCAAACCAGGACAUCCGCGUGGUGAACGGCCAGGGCUCUGUUGCUCUGGAGCUGCUGGAGCAACAGCCCGACCUGGAUGCCAUCGUGGUGUCCAUCGGGGGCGGCGGCCUGAUCUCUGGAAUCGCCACAUACGUCAAAAGCGUCAAUAAAGCCAUCAAAGUGAUUGGUGCAGAGCCCGAGCGUGCCAGAAGCGCUUUCAUGUCGAAGCAGGCUGGUAAGCUGGUGAAGAAUCCCCCAAACACCGUCAUUGACACCAUUGCCGAUUCUGUCAAGAGCAGCCUCGGUCCAACGACGUACCCCGUCGUCCAGGAUUUGGUGGACGAUGUCUUUACCGCCACCGAACAGGAGAUCGAGGAUGCUACCAAGUUCACGUUGGAGAGAGCUAAGCAGGUCAUCGAGCCGGGAUGUGGUGUGGCAGUUGCCGUGGCAACAUCCAAGCAGCUCUAUGAUCGGUAUCCUGAGCUCCAGAAGAUUGGGGUCGUGCUGUGUGGUGGUGUCUCGGCAGCUCGAAGCACUUUCUUCAUGGGGGACCGGUGGCGAGCGCAGUCUCAGAACAAGAAGCUUCCUCACCACGUGAGGUGCUCCUUUCCGUCUGAAUUGUUCAAGCGGAUGGAAGACAACGUCGGCACAAAGGUGGCGGUGGAACUUUGCGAGAUACUGAAUGAGCCCGCGAUGACAUUCCUGCGCGUGAACACUUCACGAAUUUCGAGGGACAAGGUCUUCACCUUCCUGAGCAGCAGAUCCGUGCCCGUGGAGAAGACGCAGAAUUCCCAAAUGGGCCUCCUUUUGACUUCCAAGCAGAACUUGCUCGAGGUGCCAGAAUACAAGCUGGGGGGAUGCUUUAUCCCAGAGAUGGGCCAAGAGGGAAGAAGAGUUGGAGGAGGUCGCUUCUUGCUUUCGAAGAUGCUGGGAAGCGGGUCCUUCGGCCAGAUCUACAUUGCCAAGGACUCGGAACAGGGCGAUCGCGAUGUGGCCCUCAAGCUUGAGGUCAAGGACACGAAGCACCCGCAGCUGAUCUACGAGGCCAAGCUGCUCAAGCUGCUUCAGGGAUCGCCUGGUGUUGCAGAGAUUUUCUAUUUUGGCUUCGAGGAAGACUUCGCAGUCAUGGCUAUGGAAUUGAUGGGGCCGUCGCUGGAAGAUGUCUUCAACCUUUGCAAGCGCAAGCUGUCUCUGAAGUCCACGCUGAUGUUAGCUGACCAGCUGCUUCUUCGGAUCGAGCAUUUUCACAACCGCCACUACAUACACCGCGACAUAAAACCCGACAACUUCUUGAUUGGCCGGGGGCAGAAGUCAAACCUCGUGUACAUAAUCGACUUCGGCCUGGCCAAGAAGUACAGAAACCCGGAGACUCUGGUCCACGGGCCAUACCGUGAAAACAAGAACUUGACGGGCACUGCCCGUUAUGCUUCACUGAAUGCGCACCUGGGCAUCGAGCAGAGUCGUCGCGAUGAUUUGGAAGCCAUCGGCUUUGUUUUGAUCUACUUCCUCAAAGGCUCCUUGCCCUGGCAAGGCAUCAAGGCGGAGGGCAAGCACGACAAGUAUGCGGCCAUCAUGGAGAUGAAGAUCAAAAUGAGCUUCACGGAGCUAUGCCAAGGCCUGCCAGAGGAGUUCGCAACGUUCCUCAGCUAUGCCCGGCAUCUGUCUUUCGAUGAAGAUCCUGAUUACCGAUACAUGCGCUGGCUCUUCAAGAGUUUGUACCAUCGCGAAGGCUUUCGUAAUGAUGGCUGCUUCGACUGGAACGUUGUGAGGGCUCGGCCAGCCUCGGAGGUGGCAGAGCGUCGUGAGGCAAGACUUCGGAAAAUGAGCGCGAGCGUGGUGGCGAGCCAGCCUUCGGACCGUGCAGCGGAUGACGUCGUCCUCUCUUUUCGUUCGAGCAACUAA
Molecule: messenger RNA, 2622 nt
Organism: Symbiodinium sp. CCMP2456
Lineage: Eukaryota; Dinophyceae; Suessiales; Symbiodiniaceae
Source: the annotation of a GenBank genome assembly